GAUCCACAUGCAACAAGAGUCAGGGGCAGAGUCGGAACCAGCAGCCGCAGCACCAGCAGCCGCAGCACCAGCAGUAGCAGCACCAGCAGCCGCAGCACCAGCAGUAGCAGCACCAGCAGUAGCAGCACCAGCAGUAGCAGCACCAGCAGUAGCAGCACCAGCAGCCGCAGCACCAGCAGUAGCAGCACCAGCAGUAGCAGCACCAGCAGCCGCAGCACCAGCAGUAGCAGCACCAGCAGUAGCAGCACCAGCAGUAGCAGCACCAGCAGCCGCAACACCAGCAGUAGCAGCAGCAGCAGUAGCAGCACCAGCAGCAGCAGCAGCAGCAGCAGCAGCAGCAGCAGCAGCAGCAGCAGCAGCAGCAGCAGCAGCAGCAGCAGCAGCAGCAGCAGCAGCAGCAGCCAGCAGCAGCAGCAGCAGCAGCAGCAGCAGCAGCAGCAGCAGCAGCAGCAGCAGCAGCAGCAGCAGCAGCAGCAGCAGCAGCAGCAGCAGCAGCAGCAGCAGCAGCAGCAGCAGCAGCAGCAGCAGCAGCAGCAGCAGCAGCAGCAGCAGCAGCAGCAGCAGCAGCAGCAGCAGCAGCAGCAGCAGCAGCAGCAGCAGCAGCAGCAGCAGCAGCAGCAGCCAGCAGCAGCAGCAGCAGCAGCAGCAGCAGCAGCAGCAGCAGCAGCCAGCAGCAGCAGCAGCAGCAGCAGCAGCAGCAGCAGCAGCAGCAGCAGCAGCAGCAGCAGCAGCAGCAGCAGCAGCAGCAGCAGCAGCAGCAGCAGCAGCAGCAGCAGCAGCAGCCAGCAGCAGCAGCAGCAGCAGCAGCCAGCAGCAGCAGCAGCAGCAGCAGCAGCAGCAGCAGCAGCAGCAGCAGCAGCAGCAGCAGCAGCAGCAGCAGCAGCAGCAGCAGCCAGCAGCAGCAGCAGCCAGCAGCAGCAGCCAGCAGCAGCAGCAGCAGCAGCAGCAGCAGCAGCAGCAGCCAGCAGCCAGCAGCAGCAGCCAGCAGCAGCAGCAGCAGCAGCAGCAGCAGCAGCAGCAGCAGCAGCAGCAGCAGCAGCAGCAGCAGCAGCAGCAGCAGCAGCCGUCAGAACCGCACUAGACUAGACGAAUGAUUCUAGAAGAAUCGA
Molecule: messenger RNA, 1109 nt
Organism: Closterium sp. NIES-67
Lineage: Eukaryota; Viridiplantae; Streptophyta; Zygnematophyceae; Desmidiales; Closteriaceae
Source: the annotation of a GenBank genome assembly